AUGACACCCACAUGCGUCCGCUAGAAUCCUACGACGACUCUUGCGUACUUAUACAUAAGUACGUUUAUUUCUAGGCUUCAAAAGGUAUAUUCAGACACAAGCUUCCUGAAUCGAUACCGAACAUGGCGUCUACUUCUGUACCCACUUCCCUCACCCAGCUACCACUGAGCGAUGAAGACCGUCCACGUUACAGCCAGACACAAUUACUCGAUUAUUUCACUCGUAUUCAGCUUCCCCAAAAGUACCUCAACUCGCCCCUUCUGGCCAAAAAACUGUACGCUGCAACAAAGGAGCAUGGACUUCCCUUUCUACAUGCCUUGGUGCGAAGUCACACAUGCGAAGUCCCCUUCGAAAACCUAGAGCUUCACUACUCCGCGCACAAAACUAUAACGCUCGACCCGACAGACCUCUACACGAAGAUUGUGACACGUCAACGUGGUGGAAGGUGUAUGGAAAAUAACACCUUCUUCGCGACAGUCCUUCGGUCUCUGGGCUUUGAGGUGCGCAACUGUGGAGGCCGCGUGUCGCGAGCUAUGAGCCCUUACCCAGAAGUCCGCCGCAACCAGGCUGCAACAUAUGAUGGCUGGAACCAUAUGCUCAACAUCGUCAAGCUGGACGGCCAGUGGUACGUAGUGGAUGUGGGAAUGGGCUCGAUGGGCCCGAACAUGCCGUACCCACUGGAAGACGGAUUCGAAACGACAAGUAUUGCGCCACGCAAGAUACGACUGCAGUUGCGGGCGAUUUCGGAAUCGUACGGGAACCAUUCCAACAAGCUGUGGUGCUAUAGUGUCUGCCACGAUCCAACCGAAGAUGGAGAGAAUGUCUGGAUACCGACUUACUGCUUCACCGAGACCGAGUUCCUACCCCAGGACUAUGAGAUCAUGUCCUGGUUCACGUCCACUCACCCAAGAUCUUUCUUCACCAAAUCUGUCACGAGCACAAAGAUGAUCAUGGAUGAGGCGCAGGAAAAGAUCAUUGGAAAUGUCACUCUCUUUGAGGCUACAAUACGGAGAUCGAUUGGUAGCGAGCGAGAGGUUAUGCAAGAGUGUGUGACAGAAGAUGAGCGUGUACAUGCUCUGAAGGAUGUCUUCCAUAUUGACUUGAACGAUGAGGAGAGGGAGGGAAUACCGGCGGGUCGACGACUUGGUUAGUGUCUCGAAUUGCUCUCGGGUAGCGACUUCAGAUGUGACCAGUGAUUCGUCGUAUGAGCGAGCGUACAUAUAGAUGUAUAAUUAGUGAAGACCAGAUACUUGACUGAGGCAGGCGCUGGAACAAUAUUGCUAGAAUCGCUCGGCUGAGCGAUGAUUAUAAGUUUUGAGCUUUGUUAAGGGGGGUCGCGUGGGAAUUUUACGAGGAAGAUGACCAAACUAUUUUUGGAACGUAAGAUGGGGAAUUUUAGGAGCAUGAGAAGCAGGAGCGAUAGAUCUGGCAAUUGCGUGUACAGUGCCUCGUAUGGGGCUGGGAUACCGCGAUGAUGUGUGAGCAAGCAGGUGACAGCCUUGGC
This is a messenger RNA of Didymella exigua CBS 183.55, 1504 nucleotides long. Its product is annotated as arylamine N-acetyltransferase. Gene Ontology annotation, molecular function: acetyltransferase activity. The record is from RefSeq and is a predicted model, not a curated record. The coding region runs from base 123 to 1151 and encodes 342 amino acids. NCBI's taxonomy places the organism in Eukaryota, Fungi, Ascomycota, Dothideomycetes, Pleosporales, Didymellaceae. The transcript has a single exon.